Molecule: messenger RNA, 582 nt
Organism: Kwoniella botswanensis
Lineage: Eukaryota; Fungi; Basidiomycota; Tremellomycetes; Tremellales; Cryptococcaceae
Exons: 3
Coding region: 1-582 (193 amino acids)
Molecular function (GO): acyltransferase activity, transferring groups other than amino-acyl groups
Source: RefSeq, a predicted model, not a curated record
AUGACAAUCACCGUACCCUCCACUUCCGGUACUCUAUCCUAUCGUCUAGCUCAGGAGAACGACCGCCAACUGCUUCUGGACUUGCGAAAAGAAUGUGGAUGGGGAGCACCUAAGAUUCAGAAGUACUUAGGGGACCCGGACCGACCGUUCUGCAUAUUUCUGCUCGAGCGGGAAAACGGGCAAGUCGAAGAAGUAGGUAUGGGUGGAUGGUGUCUUGAUAUGCCUGAAGAUCAGGAUACAGCAAGUAGGGAGAGGCGUGUUGUAUAUCUUUCAUCACUAUUCAUCCGAAAAGCCUAUCAAGCGAACGGAUUAGGUACCCAAGCCAUCGACCUCAUGGAGAAAGCCGCUAUAGAACAGUAUGGUGCCAAGGUGAUAACGUUAGAUACGACUGCGUACCAUACAUAUGUGGACGAAGAGGGGUAUGCAGUGGAGGAUUUCAAUCAGAGAGGUAGGGCGGUACGGUGGUAUGAGAAAAGGGGUUAUACAGAAUAUAGGGAACCGAAACCAUUCUUCCCUCAUCCGACUAAGACAGAUCCGGAUCGACAUCUCCAAGCGGUAUUCAUGCGGAAAUCCGUUUCAUGA